This is a messenger RNA of Otolemur garnettii (small-eared galago), 1629 nucleotides long. RefSeq names its product solute carrier family 9 member B1 (gene SLC9B1). The transcript is spliced from 12 exons. NCBI's taxonomy places the organism in Eukaryota, Metazoa, Chordata, Mammalia, Primates, Galagidae. The coding region runs from base 85 to 1629 and encodes 514 amino acids. Gene Ontology annotation, molecular function: antiporter activity. The record is from RefSeq and is a predicted model, not a curated record. Gene Ontology annotation, biological process: proton transmembrane transport. Gene Ontology annotation, cellular component: membrane.
ACAGUAAGAGGCCUCCUAACAGGAUGCAGUCACUGUAACCCUUUGAAACCUGGAAUACCACAGUUAACCUCUGAAUUGUACAGCAUGCAUGACACAGAAUCAAAAGCUGAACAGAUGGAGGAUAAAAUCUCCCAAAUAUCUACAGUUCCUCAGAUCAUCGUCACUCCUGGUAUAAGUCAAGAGGACGAAACUUUAAGAGCUAUCAUCUCGGAAGAAGCAAGCUCACAAUUCCACCAGAGGUUUUACAUUUCUUGUCCUCCAGAAGGAUUACUGAAUGCAAUAAUUACAAAUGGAGUUAUGCUCUUUAUGAUAUGGUGUGUAAUGUGGUCAUUGUCAGGCUCUGAAGUUCUACCUGGUGGAAAUUUAUUUGGACUGGUAAUUAUUUUUUAUAGUGCCAUAAUUGGGGGGAAACUUUUGGAAUUCAUUAGAAUACCUGCAGUGCCUCCACUUCCACCUCUUCUUGGGAUGUUAAUGGCUGGUUUUGUUAUUAGGAAUGUUCCAUCCAUCAGCAAGCACGUCCGAAUUCAUAACACAUUGUCUUCAACUUUAAGAAAUACUGCCCUUACCAUUAUCCUAAUACGAGCUGGGCUUGGACUCGACCCAGAGGCUCUGAAGAACUUGAAGGCAGCUUGUUUAAGGUUGUCUAUGGGCCCAUGCCUCAUGGAGGCAUGUUCAGCUGCUUUUUGUUCCCACUUCAUUAUGAAAUUUCCCUGGCAAUGGGGAUUUCUAUUAGGUUUUGUACUAGGGGCUGUCUCUCCUGCUGUCGUUGUCCCUUCCAUGCUGCUUUUGCAAGAAAAAGGAUAUGGUAUUGAAAAAGGCAUUCCAACCUUACUGAUGGCUGCUAGCAGUUUUGAUGACAUCUUGGCUAUCACUGGAUUUAACACAUGCAUGAGCAUAGUCUUCUCAACAGGUGGUGUAAUUAAUAAUCUUUUAUCCUCUUUACGGGAUGUACUUAUUGGUGUGCUGGCAGGAACUGUUUUGGGAUUUUUUGUGCAAUAUUUUCCAAGUGGAGAUCAGGAAAAACUUUCAAAAAAGCGAGCAUUCCUUGUUUUGAGUGUGUGUGUUUCUGCUGUUUUGGGCAGCCAACGUGUUGGCUUACAUGCAGCUGGAGGAUUAUGCACACUAAUGUUGACUCUCAUUGCAGGGACAAAAUGGUCCAAAGAAAAGAUUGGAGUUCAAAGAAUUAUUUCAACUGCAUGGAAUGUUUUUCAACCACUUCUUUUUGGUUUAGUUGGAUUAGAAGUAUCUGUUUCAUCUCUUGAAUCAAAUAGUGUUGGCAUUUUUGUUGCUACUCUGAGUUUGGCAUUAUGUGUUCGAAUUUUAGUCACAUUCACACUGAUGUGUUUUGCCGGUUUUACUUUUAAAGAGAAAGUAUUUAUUGCUUUAUCAUGGAUUCCCAAAGCUACAGUCCAGGCUGUAUUAGGUCCUCUGGCUCUAGAAAGAGCAAGAGCCUCUGCACCCCACUUGGAAUCGUAUUCAAAGGAUGUGAUGACACUAGCAUUUUUAGCCAUCUUAAUAACAGCUCCAAAUGGAGCUCUACUCAUUGGCCUGCUGGGGCCCAAAAUACUUAAACGUCAUUAUGAUCCAGAGAAAAUAAAACUGCAGUUAGCACAAGUGAAACAUCAUUAA